CAUAUAAAAAUGAGCGACCAUUUUGGGGAGCCUUUCAGUAGCUGGGAAUUCGCCCAAAAUGAAGGUAUUCGCGAUAUUCAGCAUUUGCUUGGCAAUCGCCGCUGCCCUGCCUCUCAAUGAAGAGGUUGGUCCGGAGCAUAUUCCUGAGCCUUACGGUGAGGAUGGCUCGGAACUAAUUCCGGAGCCCUACGGAGAGGAUGGUGCGGAGCUUGUCCCAGAGCCCUACGGCGAAGACGGCCCCGAGCAUAUUCCUGAACCCUACGGAGAGGACGGUUCUGAGCUUAUCCCAGAGCCUUAUGGAGAGGACGGUUCUGAGCUUAUCCCAGAGCCCUACGGCGAAGAUGGCCCAGAGCAUAUUCCCGAACCUUAUGGAGAGGACGGUUCUGAGCUUAUCCCAGAGCCCUACGGCGAAGAUGGUUCUGAGCUUAUCCCAGAGCCCUAUGGCGAAGAUGGUUCCGAGCUUAUUCCUGAACCCUAUGGCGAAGAUGGUUCCGAGCUUAUUCCUGAGCCAUACAAGAAGGCUGCCCUUGAGGAGCAGGGUUACGAGUCGAACUGGCAGCUUGUCCCCGACGGUGAUGGUCGUCUUCAUCUGGUGAACACCGAUCCCUUCAACCUGGGCAGCCAGGAUGAGCCGGCUCCGCUGUUCAACGCUGAUACCGAUGUUAUCUUCACGCUUUUCACGCGUAACAACCGCAACAGUGGACAUCGCAUCACUCCCGGAAAUGCUGGCACCCUUGGACCGCACUGGAACGGUGGUCGUCAGACGCGCUUCGUCAUCCACGGCUGGAACAACAACGGAGGAUCGGAAGUGAACGUUCUCAUUCGCAACGCCUACCUGGAUCGUGCCGACAUCAACGUGAUCAUCGUUGACUGGGGUGUGGGUGCUCAGAACCCGAACUACGUCACGUCCCGCAAUCACAUCAACGCAGUCGGUCUUACCGUGGCUCGAUUCAUCGAUUUCUUGAACCAGAGCGGAGGCUUGGCGUUCAACAACGUGUACGUCACUGGACACAGCUUGGGAGGACACACGGCCGGUAUUGUUGGCAAGCGUGUGACCCGCGGCCGUCUGAACACGGUUGUUGCCUUGGAUCCUGCCCUGCCACUAUUCUCCAUCAACGACCCUGCUAACCGUGUGGCGCCGGGAGAUGCCAACUACGUCGAGGUCAUCCACACAAACGGAGGACUGCUGGGCUUCGAUCUGCCGAUUGGUCUGGCUGAUUUCUACCCGAACGGAGGUCGUAGCCAGCCGGGAUGUGGAGUAGAUUUGGCGGGUACCUGUGCUCACGGACGUGCCUUCCAGUUCUUCGCCGAGUCGGUCCGUACGGCUCAGAGCGGAUUUAACUCCAUCCGUUGCGGUAACUACGAUCAGAUCUUGAACAACAACUGCGUGUCGUCGGGCGCUAACGCUCGCAUGGGUGGUGAGCCGUCCAACAUUGGCCGUGGUGUGAAUGGUGUGUUCUUCCUCACCACCAAUGCCAACAGCCCGUUCGCACGAGGUUAACCAGUGAUAUUCUGAAAAUAAAGACUAUUGGUAGUAUUUAAGCUGAAUAA
Anopheles coluzzii is the source of this 1551-nucleotide messenger RNA. RefSeq names its product pancreatic lipase-related protein 2-like. Lineage: Eukaryota; Metazoa; Arthropoda; Insecta; Diptera; Culicidae. Gene Ontology annotation, biological process: lipid metabolic process. The transcript is spliced from 4 exons. Bases 59 to 1501 code for a protein of 480 amino acids. The record is from RefSeq and is a predicted model, not a curated record. Gene Ontology annotation, molecular function: lipase activity.